Messenger RNA from Cokeromyces recurvatus, 1520 nucleotides. RefSeq names its product WD-40 repeat-containing protein. The transcript is spliced from 8 exons. The coding region runs from base 49 to 1266 and encodes 405 amino acids. Gene Ontology annotation, molecular function: histone binding. NCBI's taxonomy places the organism in Eukaryota, Fungi, Mucoromycota, Mucoromycetes, Mucorales, Mucoraceae. Gene Ontology annotation, biological process: regulation of gene expression. The record is from RefSeq and is a predicted model, not a curated record. Gene Ontology annotation, cellular component: nucleus; Rpd3L complex; Rpd3L-Expanded complex.
AAAUUGUUGUAAUAUUGUUUUAUAACAAUUGUUAAAAUAACGUUUAAAAUGACUGAAGCAGAGAACAAUUCAGAGAAUGAAAAGAAACGCAUUAUGGAAGAGUAUGCAGAAUGGAAAAAGAAUGCACCUCUUUUAUAUGACAUGGUAAUUACACAUAAUUUAACAUGGCCAACAUUAACUUGUCAAUGGUUACCAAAAAAAGAAGUUGAAAAUGAAUAUAUCAAACAAGAAAUGCUGAUAGGAACACAUACAAACGACGAAGAGGAUAACUUUGUUCAAUAUUUAAAUAUAGACAUUCCUGAAAAGGGAUUCAAUACACCACCGGAAGAAAAGAAGACAAAGGUGUAUAUUACACAAAAAAUACAUCAUGAGGGAGAAGUGAAUAGAGCGCGCUAUCAGCCUUCAGAACCUAAUUUGAUUGCAACAAAGACACGCGAUGGAGAUGUUCUCAUAUUUGACCGUAUGAAAUCCAAAGUUGAUGAAGGAACAUGUGAUCCUUUAUUAAGAUUAAAAGGGCAUACAAUGGAAGGUUAUGGCUUAGCUUGGAAUCCACAUCUUUCGAAAAAAAAUCAUUUAUUAAGUGCUGGAUUUGAUAAUUUAAUCUGUCAUUGGGAUAUUAGUUUAAUACCAAAUCAAGAUAGAGAAUUACAACCGUAUCAAAGAUAUGAAGGUCAUACAGGCUGUGUAGAGGAUGUUAGUUGGAAUAUGGCUAAUAAUUCGAUAUUUGCUUCUGUAGCUGAUGAUAUGAAAUUAAUGAUCUGGGAUACUCGCCAUCCAGUUAAGCCAGUUCAACAAGUAAAAGCACAUAAUAAUGAAAUUAACUCUGUAGCUUUUCAUCCUAAAAAAGAUUGGAUGCUGGCUACAGGUAGUUCAGAUAAGACUGUAGGAUUGUUUGAUAUUCGUAAAUUAAAUACAAAAUUAUAUUCUAUGGAAACACAUGAGGGAGAAGUAACACAAGUUGCUUGGAGCUCCCAUGAAGAUCCUAUCAUUGCAUCAGCAGGUACAGAUCGUAAAAUUAUUAUUUGGGAUUUGAGAUGCAUAGGUCAAGAACAAACUCCCGAGGAUGCUGAAGAUGGACCACCAGAAAUCAUGUUUAUUCAUAAUGGACAUACAAGUCGAAUUUCUGAUUUUAGUUGGAAUCCUAGUGAUAAGUGGGUUAUUUCAAGUGUAGCAGAAGAUAAUGUAGUUCAAAUUUGGCAAAUGUCAAGUCAUAUUUAUGCAACAAACACGGAUAAUUCACAAAUCAUGCCAUAUCAAUUAGAAUAAAUAAUAAAUUUAAUCUCAGAAUCAGUUAAAUAUUUCAUUAUUUGGCUUGCGUCUUCCAUCCUGUAUAAUAAUAUAAACGUGUCGUCAUAGGGUUUUCCAUAUAAGGUUAUAAUUUUUUUAAUAUUAAAUGCCCGGUAUAAAUGGUAACAAAUUAUAUUGAUAAAGCACGAAAUUUUUGAAGAAAUUUCUUUGGUUGUCAUAACAUAUAAAAAUUAUUUCGUUAUUAUUAUCCAAUCAAAAUUAUAAAUCGUUCU